AUGCCUCCGCGCCGCCGCUCCGCCUCCGGCUACCGCGCCGUUCGGGGCGCGGCCGAGCGGCCGCUCGACGCGGAAAUCCGUUCCGGCGACGAGCGGAUCCGCCUCGGCACGUUCGAUACGGCGCACGAGGCGGCGCGGGCGUACGACUACCGUCGCUCUGGCGCCUCGCAGCGCCGCCGCCGGGAGCUGGAACAGCGCCUACUCAUCGCAGAGCGCGACGAGGCCCUCCGCCUCGAGUGGGCGCGGCAAUUUCCUGAAGAUGUCGCCGCCACCGAAGCCUUCUACGCGCAGAAGGAGGAGGAGAAGGCGGCGGCGAAGACGAAGAAGAAGGAAAUACACCUGCCAGCACCAAUAUGGCAGCAAAUGAUUGGUCCAAAUACAGAGAGCAUCUGCACCCGAGUUCCAUUUCGAAUUUCUGAACCUAAGAAACUUUUUUAA
Molecule: messenger RNA, 438 nt
Organism: Lolium perenne
Lineage: Eukaryota; Viridiplantae; Streptophyta; Magnoliopsida; Poales; Poaceae
Source: RefSeq, a predicted model, not a curated record